CUUUUAAUACGAAAGUUGAAACUGUAAAGCAUGUUUAUGUUGUUUUACACGUAUAUUUCAAUAAUUUAGAGGCAAAAAAUUAAUCAAUAUCUAAUAAAGUCAUUCGAAAAUUAUUAAUUUACUUUAACAUAACAUUGAACAAUGUAUAAAUAUAGAGAAUUAUAAAAAGAAGAGUAAUAUUUCAUUAGACAAUAAAACUAAGGCUGUACUGUACGCACUAUGUCGUCUGGUAAAAAGUGUAAGCACUGUGGAUCGUCUGAAAUAGAAGUAGAUCCUGCCCGAGGCGAUGCAGUAUGCACAAACUGCGGUUCUGUGUUGGAAGACAGCAUUAUUGUUGCCGACAUAGAGUUUACAGAAACAGCACAUGGCGGAGCCUCGGUUAUUGGACAAUUCGUUUCAGCAGAUUCUAAAGGAGGAGCAUCUGGGUUUGGAAGGGCAUACAGUUCAGGCAUUGGACAAGAGUCAAGAGAAGUUACAAUACGUAAAGCCAGAGAUGGGAUCACAGCUUUAAGCCAACAGCUACGUCUCAAUCCACAGUGCAUUGACAUAGCUUGUAACUUUUUCAAAAUGGCUCUGAUGCGGCAUUUAACAAUUGGAAGACCUGCUGCCCACACUCAGGCAGCUUGUGUGUACAUGACCUGUAGAACAGAGGGAACUGCACAUCUUUUGAUAGAUAUAAGUGAUGCACUACAGAUAUGCUGUUAUCAAUUAGGCCGUACUUACUUCAAGUUGUCCAGGGCCUUGUGCAUCAACAUUCCUCCAACUGACCCAUGUCUGUAUAUAUUGCGUUUUGCGUCGCAAUUACAGUUCGAAGACAAGCAGCACGAAGUGAGUAUGACAGCGCUGCGUCUGGUGCAGAGGAUGAAAAGGGACUCCAUACACUCUGGCCGACGGCCGUCGGGUAUAUGCGGAGCUGCCCUACUAAUAGCGGCCAGAAUACACAAUUUCUCCCGAACGCCCGCUGAUGUAGUGCGUAUAGUCAAAGUCCACGAGUCCACGUUACGGAAAAGGCUCAUGGAGUUCGGUGACACGCCAUCCAGUGCUCUCACAUUGGAUGAGUUCAUGACAGUGGAUCUGGAAGAGGAUCAAGACCCACCAGCUUUUAGGGCAGCGAGGAAGAGGGAUAAGGAACGUCUGCAGAAGUUAUUAGAAGAAGAAGACGGCGAAAAAGAACUAACGGAGCUUCAGAAAGAGAUAGAGUCGCAGUUAGAAAAAGACAAUUUGAAACGGAAACGAGGGCCGGCCCCUGCUUCUGCGUCGUUACUACAAAGUGCUGAUAGAGAAGAAAGAGUAUGUGAAGAUGCAGAAGCGACUCGCUUCGCGGCUGAGAAGACCAUCAGCAUCAUCGAUGAGCUGGCCAAGCAGUCCGUGUCCAAGGAGGGCGAGGAAAAAGAAUUAGGUCCAGAAAUAGCAGUAAUCGGCAUCACGCAAGCCGACGAAAAAACAGACACGGAUACAUUUCUAAAACCGGAACCGAAGAACCAAUUCAACAGCAAUAUCCACAACUCGGAGGAGCUGGUGAUGAGUGAGCGAGACGAGGAAUAUAUAAGUUCAUUGAUAAUGUCGCAAGAGGAAGCGAGACACAAGACAAGGAUGUGGAAUAUGGUCAAUGCGGGUUACUUGAAGGAGCAGAAGAUCAAAGAAGAAAUGCGCGCCAGAGAGCGCGAAGAGGGCAAAGACAAAAAGAAAAAAGUUCGCGGUUCAUACAAGAAGAAGGUUAAUUGUAAUGCUGCAACCGCGGGAGAAGCAAUCGGCAAAAUGUUGGCUGAAAAGAAAAUGAGCUCGAAAAUUAAUUAUGAUAUUCUAAAGAGCCUCGACCAACCAGGAGUGUCCAUACCGGUGACCUCAUCGACGGUUAGCAAUGGCCUGAAGGAAUUAUGUACGAGUAUUGUCACACCGGUGGUUAUGGAUUCGAAUGAUAAGCCAACAAAAGAGCCACCCUUAGAGAAAACGCCCGGACCAACACCAAAGAAGCGCAAGAAGAAAGCGGCUCCCACGUUACCCACGAACGCGGAAGCAAGCUCGGACUCCGCCCCCGCGACCCCCGCGCCCGCAACGCCCGCGCCCGCGCAGGACUCCGCCCCCGCUACACCUGCGCCUAACACGCCGGGACAGAAGGAAGCUGAAGUGGAAGAUUAUGAAGAUGAACUGGAAGCAGAUGUGAACGAAGCAGACUCCGAAUUGUCGCUGGCGGCCAUGUUGCAAACGCAGCAAGAAGACGAUUAUUAUGAUUAUGAAGAAUAUUAACAUAAACUUCCAGAUUUUAAACGUACCUUGUUAACGCUUUAGUUUUAGCAAAAGCGAAUUAUGCAUAAUGUAGCUGAUUUUAGAAUUUAAGGAUACAUAUGACGAUGAGGAAAUGAGGAAUUGUAUAAAUCAUAUAGUUUUUGGGAAAAUUUUAUGUUUUAAAAUACUCCAAGGCGAUUGUUGUAAUUAUUGUUUCUUAUGUAAAUAUUGCACUGUUUUCACUUCAUUAAUUUAAGAUUUAUUUACUUUGUUUUUAGUUAGUCGGGGCACUAUUUACUUGUAUAUAAACAGAUGUUUAAACACAAUAAAUAAAAACUCAAGAGCCUGUUUUUUUAAACUGUUACAUACUAAUCAACGUAAAAAAAAUAUUAAGGUAAAAUUUGUAAGGUAACUGAAAAAUGAUUGAAAAAUAUUUUUAUUAAGUCUAUUUAAGUAUGUGUUUGUAUUUCAAUAUUAUUUGUUCAAUUAUUAGUUAAACUGAAUUUUAUUUGAAAGCCCAGUAUUAGCUCUUUUAUGUAACGUAGAUUUUUUUCUAAGGCUGGUUGCAGAGCUUGACCGACUGUCAGUGCGUACCGUCGGUCCUGACGAUACGCAUCAACAAUUGUAUGACUAUGAC
Molecule: messenger RNA, 2863 nt
Organism: Colias croceus (clouded yellow)
Lineage: Eukaryota; Metazoa; Arthropoda; Insecta; Lepidoptera; Pieridae
Gene: Brf
Product: transcription factor IIIB 90 kDa subunit
Exons: 11
Coding region: 220-2247 (675 amino acids)
Biological process (GO): transcription by RNA polymerase III; transcription preinitiation complex assembly; DNA-templated transcription initiation
Cellular component (GO): transcription factor TFIIIB complex; nucleus; transcription preinitiation complex
Molecular function (GO): RNA polymerase III general transcription initiation factor activity; TBP-class protein binding; RNA polymerase III type 3 promoter sequence-specific DNA binding
Source: RefSeq, a predicted model, not a curated record